AUGGCAGCCGUCACAACUCGAAACUCACCACACUUGAAUUCCGGGACGAAGAGCAUGACAGCGUCCCCUCGCUCUACUCGCACUUCACAGCAGAACUCAGGUAUGUCGUUGUCGCCUCCCGACCCCUUAUCAAACCCACACCUACUCGAGUCCUGCCCCAUCGCAUCGAGGCGGGUCUUCCCCAUGGAUGCGAUCUGGCGCGCUUUCGUCAUAGCGUUCCCAGACAUUGGCACCUCGAGACCAUGCCACCACCUACAAGGGUGAACAGCACUGAUGUUCACAAACAGACAGCGUGAAGAAGGACGAAUCAAGCAACGGCGACACGAAGCCAGGUGAGUCGAACAAUCGCCCUUUCCCGCGCACACCUUGACGGCGCAAAACACCCACCGGGUCCAUCUACCAACCCAUGAGCACAACAACUGACGCGCAAUGGCAGAAGUCCCUACCAUCAAUCAGCCCGAAGACAGCGACGCGCCCACCAGCGGCAGCAAAGACAACGCCGCGCCCGCCGCCAAUGCCCCUCUCGCCCCGCCACCGAAACCUUCCCAGCAGAACGGCGACGGCGACUACUUCACCGGAGCGCAUAAUACAACACACUUGGCAAAAGAGCCGAACCCGUUCGAGAACGCUUUCGGAGGCAACCCUGCAGAAACACCGGGCAAGUCGCAGCUACCUGGCGUAGCCAGCCUCACAUCGCCAGCGCCUCUCCUUCCUGGCAAUACACCCGGCUGGCCCGGCUCUCUUCGUUCAGGUCCUCUCAGUCCGGCUAUGCUCACUGGCCCGACGGGUUCGAACGACUACUUCAACAGCGACCACCACUUCGCCGGCAGCUUUCCCACCCCGAACGAGUCCUCGCUUCGUACUGGUCUCACACCUGGCGGUGGCGGGUCUAUGUUCCCACAGCCAUCGCCCAACUCGCAAGCACUCUACAACCAGCUACAGAGCGGAGGCGCCACACCCGGUACUCUGGACUUCCAUCGCACCGCCAUGACUGCACGCGCGCAGACCAACAACUACAUUGGCCAGAAUCCCAUCACGAGUCAAGCGCAGUCGAAUCCCAACAUCCAACCAGACCUCGAUAGCAAGCCAUAUAACCCUACCGCUACCAGCGCACCGCAAGACAACCAGGAUCCUUUCGGUUCCCACCAGACCAACGACGCGGCAAACGGCCUGUUCAUGCUCGCGCAAGCUGGCGGACAACAGCGCAACUCGUCCGGCUACCCAAUGUCUCAGCAGCAAGCUCCGCAAGGCUUUCAACAGAACAACCAGAGCAGACAAGGUGGAAAGAAUAGCGUUGGCAGCAAUAUGUCCGGCACGACUGAGGGCACUGAUGAACGAUUUUCGGACGAUGCAGACAGUAAGCCUCCCACCCGAGGUGGUCGCGGUGGCAAGAAAGGUUCGACUGGCAAGGCCGCACAGAAUGGCAAGAGAAAGACGGAUGAGCCAGCCAAGGGUCCGGCGAACAAGAAGCAGCGAAACAGCGCCAUGUCGGAAGAGCCUGAAGAUGACCUUGACCACGACGAUAUCGGCGAUGGCGACAAGGACAAAAAGAUGACUGACGAGGAGAAGCGCAAGAACUUUCUCGAGCGCAAUCGGUAUGUUUGAAAUCCCCAUGCGCGGUUACGAAACCUGGCUAAUUUCGAUUUAGUGUUGCUGCUUUGAAGUGCCGUCAACGCAAGAAGCAGUGGCUGGCCAAUCUCCAGCAGAAGGUGGAGAUCUUCAGCACAGAGAACGAUGCCCUCGCUGCUACCGUUACCCAGCUGCGAGAAGAGAUCGUCGGGCUCAAGACCCUGCUGCUUGCCCACAAGGACUGCCCCGUGUCGCAAGCGCAAGGGAUCUCAGGCAUGGCGAUGCAGCAGAUCGCUGGCGAUACGCAACACUACGCCAAUCCUUACGGUAUGAUGGGCCAAGGCGGGCCGGGCAUGCAGCAAGGCCAGAUGCCACAGGGUCAGAUGUCGAGAAGGUGAGUCGGUGCGGCAACCGCCGUACAUUGCGACACCUGCUCACUUAUGCCACAGCUAGGGUCUUCCUGCACGAGAUGACAGCGGAAGAGUGCCGAGUUUAG
Molecule: messenger RNA, 2065 nt
Organism: Lecanosticta acicola
Lineage: Eukaryota; Fungi; Ascomycota; Dothideomycetes; Mycosphaerellales; Mycosphaerellaceae
Source: the annotation of a GenBank genome assembly